AAAUUCGUUGACAUAAUAUCAUACUUAGCUUAGAACGUCAAUUUGUUUAUUAUGACAAUAAUAUGGCUUUAAUAUAUUACGACAAAACUAUUAAAACUUUUUAUGAACUUAUAUUAAGUGGCUUGAAAGAGACAUCAAGGCCUACAUCUAUUCAUGAAUUGGUAAAUUAUGUUACUGUUAAAACCGACUUUCCAGGUAGCGUAUGCUAUCAAGUAAUCAGAAAAGCCUUAGAUAAAGGCCUGGCUUGCAAAACUAUACGACAACUUGGUGAUCUCUACAUGGCCAUUCCCUCGAAUAUUGAAAUCACGUCGAGCAUGUUAAAACACUUGAAUCGCUAAAUCUAACUACUAAAAGAGAAACCUGCGUAUAAUUAAAGGAUUGUGUUAGAUGUCGAUUGCAUAGGGGAAAUCAUCAUAAAACCAUUAAACAAUGUUUAACGAUCAGACUAUUUUUUUAUCGUAGCAAUAAACAGGUGUUCCAAAGUCAAAUGCUAAUAAGAUUCAUCUUUAUUCAAAAUAAUAAAAUAUUUUGGUAUAUGUGGCGACA
Molecule: messenger RNA, 546 nt
Organism: Drosophila nasuta
Lineage: Eukaryota; Metazoa; Arthropoda; Insecta; Diptera; Drosophilidae
Exons: 2
Coding region: 63-338 (91 amino acids)
Source: RefSeq, a predicted model, not a curated record